ACAGAACCUUCUUAGGAGCUACCAGCCAAAAUAAUUGAAAUUGAAAGUUCACUCUUUUAUCAACUUCCUCCGCAAAGAUUUUCUCAACAUUUUUUGUUGUCAAUUUUUUUUAAAUAAAAAUUCCCCCUGAAAAAUCAGCAAACCAAAACAAUUGAAAUUGAAAGUUCUCUCUUUUAUCAAAUUCCUCUGCAAAUAUUUUCGCAGGUUCUUCUCUGUUCCGUCAGCUCUCCAACUGAACCGCAGAAUGGGAUUCGUCAUCACCUUCACCUUGGAUUGGGGCUUUUUUUACAUUGAGCCCAGUUCCCUCCCUCCAUUUGUUUCCGUGUGGAAGUUCCCCUCCUCUGUUCGUUCUCUGGCGACGAGACCUUAGUUUCCUCCGACGGGACCUUCUCUUUGGACUUUCUCCUGUGAAACAUGAGAAAGUCAUACAACAAAUCUUUCCUUUUUCUCUUUUUCAUCCUCUGUUUGCUCUCUCUUUCUGUUUCUAGAGACACCCUAACCCCAAAUCAGCUCCUCUUUGACAAUGAAACCUUAGUUUCCUUUGACGGGACCUUCUCUUUGGGCUUCUUUUCCCCCACCAACUCAAAAAACAACUGGUACAUCGGUAUAUGGUACACAAGAAUCCCGGGGCAGAGGGUCAUAUGGGUUGGGAACCGUCAAAAUCCAGUAUCAGGUCCUACGGCAGUCCUAAUGUUAACAUCCAAUGGAAGUCUCCUCAUAACUGAUGGGAACUCUAAAGUCUUCUGGUCCUCGCUGUCGAUGAUGGCUGUCGGAAAACCUGCGGCGCAACUCUUGGACACUGGCAAUUUUGUUGUCGGGGAUUCUCAGAUAACGGAUUCCAAUAGUUUCGCAUGGCAAAGUUUCGAUUAUCCGACCGAUACUCUUAUACCAGGCAUGAAGCUAGGUUGGAACCUAACAAGUGGACUCAACCGUAACCUGACAGCAUGGUCUAGCUCAACCGAUCCAUCCCCUGGUAACUACACCCUAGCCUUGGACCUCCGCGGUGAUCCCCAAUUCAUAUUUUGGAAUGGCCAUAUUCUGCAAUGGCGGUCCGGCCCCUGGACUGGGCCAAUGCGAUGGGUAUGCUGCUUGUGGCCCAUAUGGUUCGUGUGA
Asparagus officinalis (garden asparagus) is the source of this 1113-nucleotide messenger RNA. Its product is annotated as S-locus-specific glycoprotein S13-like. The coding region runs from base 415 to 1113 and encodes 232 amino acids. The transcript is spliced from 2 exons. Lineage: Eukaryota; Viridiplantae; Streptophyta; Magnoliopsida; Asparagales; Asparagaceae. The record is from RefSeq and is a predicted model, not a curated record.